AUGGAAGGCCGGGGUCUACUGCCAGUUGGUGCCGUUGGCAAGGUGCCACAGCUUACGAUUCCUUGUUUGGGCCGCCGCCCUACGCCGCCUCACCAUCGAAGACGGGUCGGCCCUGCCUCUGCGGCUUGGGCCAUUGGGACGCUGGUCGCUUGCAGGCAUCGGGGAAGGCGCUCCGCUCGCUGCGCGGAAGGCGACACUGGCGAUGAAGUCCAGGUAAGCACACCGAGUUCCACAUGCAUUACGCCCAUUGGCCCCUUCUGCCCGUACAGGUCCUCUGCGUGUGCGUGGGACAGCGAGCUCAGCAAAGGUAUGAGCGACCUGACCAACGAGUCUCCAGAAUUUGCAGUGGAGAUGAGCCGAAUGCAGCUCGAUAUGCAGAUGGGCCGGGAGCCGGACUCUCGGCGCAUGGGGCAACUGGCCGACAAGCUGGAGCAGUCCUACCAGAAGUGGAAUGGGUUAAUGACCAGGCUUCGGCUGAGCAGCGACUUCCAAAGCCGCGAGUAUUUCAAGCUCACCUUGAGCCACCUCGAUGGUCGCAGCAUCGAAGACCUCGGUAAGAUGGUCCAGUACCAAGUCGACUGUAUGAGGGCAGUUGCUACUGGCGGCAUGAUUCCACCUGUGCCGGUGGGCGUGGAUAUGACGCCUCCGAAGGAAGGCUUGCCCUCGGCCGCCGCCGCCCCCAACAUGAUUACAGCAGAGCCCUUCGACAGCUCGGCCUUUACCAACGAAGUUGUCAAGGACCCUUUGCGUCAUCCGGAUUCCUCGCCUCGGGCUUUCAUUUCCGCCUUGAUCCGUGUGGAAUAUGCAGCGCUGUGCCGGGACCACCAGCAGGCCACGGCUCCUGUUGAGAUCGGAAGCAUCGGAGAUGUUGGACUACAGACGUUUCAGGGACCAGUGACCCAUGGGCAGCUUCGGUUCAAGAUUUUGGAUGUGUCUUUUGGCAACUUUGACCCACUGGGGAAGAUCGCCUUCCUCGACCAGCUCGAGAAGAUCGAGGAGCGAUGGGACAUCUUCUUUGGGUGCUUGGGCCUGCUUGGAGCUCUCAGCCCGGACUACAAGGACUACUUGAUUUGGGAGCUUCUCAAAUGUAAGGGUCUCCUAGUGACGAUCCUGCCGCAGGGGGACGGCGAGACACAGGAUCGAUGCUCUGCUGCUCUGCUAGUGCUGCGCCGAUUGUAG
This is a messenger RNA of Symbiodinium necroappetens, 1179 nucleotides long. The record is from the annotation of a GenBank genome assembly. Lineage: Eukaryota; Dinophyceae; Suessiales; Symbiodiniaceae.